AUGUGGAUAACAACUGAGUUUAAUCAAUUUCAAAAGGAAUUAUUUCGUAUUUUAAUACCAAUUAUAAUUCUAGUUGGUAAUAUUGGAUCUAUUCUUAAUGUUAUUGUUUUCUCAGUUAGUAAAAAACUUCGAUCAAGUCCAUAUUCACUUUAUUUAAGAUUUGCUUCAAUUGGUUUUGCACUUUAUUUAAAUAUAGUAACUUUAUUAAGACUUCUUCAAAUUGGUUUUAAUAUUGACUCAUCAUCAACAUGGUCAUGGAUUUGUAAAUUAAGAUUUUUUGCUGUUGGAUUUUUAUUAAUGUUACCUCGAUCAUAUAUUUUAUUAGCUGCUAUUGAUAGAGAAAUAUUAUAG
Rotaria sp. Silwood1 is the source of this 351-nucleotide messenger RNA. The record is from the annotation of a GenBank genome assembly. NCBI's taxonomy places the organism in Eukaryota, Metazoa, Rotifera, Eurotatoria, Philodinida, Philodinidae.